CGCUAAUCGAGCCAUCUCUCCGGUGUAUACAGUACCAGAGGAUAGUAUGUCAUAGUAUAGGAUGUGGCGAUCAAGGAGUCGGACGCUUAGUGUCGUGGCGGGAAUAACUGUAGUAGCAUUGGUAUUACAAGUACUUAUUCUUUACCGUAGUGAUGUGUACAUGCACACGAGUAAACCUCAUGGAAACCGACGGUACCUCCACAGUGGUGUACUGGAGAGUCAACCUGAACCAACUAAGACUGAUGUGUCGGGGAUCGAGUCUCUCACCGGCGACUGGAGACAAGAGGCAACAAUUUUCUCUACCGGGAACUUGACAAAACGUUUAUUGACCAUUGGAAUCCCAACAAUUCGUCGACAGAAGAGCACCUACUUCUUUAACACGCUGGAAUCCUUAUUUAAUUGUACUACAAACGCCGAGCUUACAGACACUUACAUUGUUGUCUUCCUUGCUGACUUUAACGACGAAUGGAAGAAAAACAUGACUCAGACGCUCAACCGGAAGUACCCAUAUUAUAUCCGGUCAGGCGUGUUACAAGUCAUACAGGCACCAUACAAGUUCUAUCCAUCAUUGUCAAAUCUACAACAUACGUAUAAUGAUCCCGAGGAAAAGCGGAAGUGGCGUUCAAAACAAAAUGCUGAUUAUGCGUUUUUGUUCAUGUACAGUCAACCGAUGUCUACGUACUAUAUGCAGCUAGAGGAUGAUGUGUAUACCAUUCCUGGGUACAUGCAGAGUAUCAGGGAUCAUCUACUGAAGGAAUCGGACGGAUGGGUCUGUCUGGAAUUUUCGGAAUUGGGAUUUAUCGGAAAAGUCUUUCAUUCUAAAGAUUUGGAAAAAUUGGCGAAAAUCACAUUAUUGUUCUAUGAAGAACAACCAGUGGAUUUCACAUAUUUAUAUUUCAAUAUAUUAAUGUUACAAUUUGAAAGACGGAUUAUUCAUCCGACAUUGUUUCAACACAUUGGUGUACAAUCGUCUCUUAAAGGGAAGAUUCAGCCGUUAAAAGAUAAAUAUUUUGACGUUAUGAAAAAACAAUUUAAUGGCGAAAAUCCCCCUGCAAAAGUAUUCACAAGCAUAGAAACUAUGCCUGAUUUUCCGCCAAAUCUUGCAUACGAUUUAGCCGAUGGCUAUUUUUGGACACACGUGGCACCUAAAGAUAAAGACACUAUCACAAUUGUGUUCAACACGCCGCAGCAUAUUGACAAAGUGAUAAUUGACACUGGGUCGAAAGAACAUCCGACCGACCGUCUCGAGAACGGCAAACUAGAAGCUAGUCUCAGUUUAGUAGAAAAAACUGACACUCAUGCCGUGUGUACUAAUGAUAUUUUGCUUGGCACAUUCCAAAAUGGAAUGGUAAAAGUGACAGAUAUAGGGAAAAAACUUGGUCCUUUCACGGUUCAUUGUCUUCGUGUGACAGUUACUGGUGACCAAGCGUUCUGGUUGAUUGUCCGAGAAAUAGCCGUGUUUACUAGCAACGAAGUAGACGUUGACAAACCCAUAAAUCCAUAGACUUUUCUUUACAUUUAAAUAUCUUUUUAAUUGAACUGAAAGUAUUAAUCAUGUAAUUCACUAUCAUUUCAUAGCAAUUUUUCAUAAUACAGUAAAAGAUUUAUUACUAAAAACGCUACUACUGUUCCUUUUUAUAGUAACUUUUCAGGAAACCAAAACUCUUUGACUAAUAGAAUCGUUCACCCCCUUGGAGAUGAGACAGGUGAAUCUCAACCAGAUUCUAAAGUUGCCAUACACGAGGCUUGCCGAGUGUUGGCAGCUUAAUUAUUUUACCCCGAGGAUUGAGAUUCCCCUGCCUCACUUCCAUGGGGGUGAAUGAUUAUUUUUCUCUCACCCUGUUUACCCUAUUAUGUAUCUAAUAUUGACGUUACAUCAAUGCAUGGAAAUGUUGACAUGACGUGCUUGAAUUGUCGAAGUGGCGUCGUAGUAUUGUUGACGUGACGAAAUACAAUUGUUAAGAAUGUGAA
This is a messenger RNA of Pecten maximus, 1971 nucleotides long. RefSeq names its product alpha-1,3-mannosyl-glycoprotein 4-beta-N-acetylglucosaminyltransferase C-like. Gene Ontology annotation, molecular function: acetylglucosaminyltransferase activity. The transcript has 4 exons. The coding region runs from base 62 to 1504 and encodes 480 amino acids. NCBI's taxonomy places the organism in Eukaryota, Metazoa, Mollusca, Bivalvia, Pectinida, Pectinidae. Gene Ontology annotation, biological process: protein N-linked glycosylation. The record is from RefSeq and is a predicted model, not a curated record.